CCUACCUGGCUUGACCCGGGACACCUGAAGAGGGCGCUGUGACACAGCCCUCGGCGUCGGGGCUUGGGCUGUGCAUGCUCUGAGGCUUUCCUGCCCGGAAUGCGGCUUGGCCUGUGCUUGUCCCGCGGCUCAGCCAGACUCCCCCGCACAGGACCGAGAAACUCACAACAAAGGGUGUUUACGUACAGGGCCCGAGCCCCUCCCCAGGCACCGAGACCCCUCCAGAAGAUCCCGCCACAGCCGCCCUCCCCCUGGGGCUGGCCAGCCAGCCUGGGGCAGGGCACUGACGCUCAGCCUUUCCCGCCCGCACGGUGCUGGCUCCCGGGCCAGGCAGCACCAUGUUGUCCAUGACGUACAGCGAGAGCCUGCGCAGCGUGAGCAGCAGGUGCCACUCGGACUGGGCCCUGCACCCCGUCCGCCAGACGGACACGCUGGAGCUGCAGCGGUUGCGGGAGGUGCGGGCGGCCGCCCAGGCCAGGAACAUGGAGAGCUUCCUCCGCAUGCACGGCCUCUCCCUGGACAGCUGCACCGCCCAGCGCACGGGCAUGAAGUAUCGGAAUCUGGGCAAGUCCGGCCUGCGGGUGUCCUGCCUGGGGCUUGGAACAUGGGUGACCUUUGGAGGCCAGAUCACCGACGAGAUGGCAGAGCAGCUCAUGACCUUGGCCUACGACAAUGGCAUCAACCUCUUCGAUACCGCAGAAGUCUACGCAGCCGGCAAGGCUGAAGUCGUGCUGGGGAACAUCAUCAAGAAGAAAGGCUGGAGACGGUCCAGCCUCGUCAUCACCACCAAGAUCUUCUGGGGCGGGAAAGCCGAGACGGAGAGGGGCCUCUCCAGGAAGCACAUCAUAGAAGGACUGAAGGCAUCGCUGGAACGCCUGCAGCUGGAGUACGUGGACGUGGUGUUUGCCAACCGCCCGGACCCCAACACGCCCAUGGAAGAGACCGUGCGUGCCAUGACCCACGUCAUCAACCAGGGGAUGGCCAUGUACUGGGGCACUUCACGCUGGAGCUCCAUGGAGAUCAUGGAGGCCUACUCCGUGGCCCGACAGUUCAACCUGAUCCCGCCCAUCUGUGAGCAGGCCGAGUACCACAUGUUCCAGCGGGAGAAGGUGGAGGUGCAGCUGCCCGAGCUGUUCCACAAGAUAGGAGUGGGCGCCAUGACCUGGUCCCCUCUGGCCUGUGGCAUCGUGUCCGGGAAGUACGACAGUGGCAUCCCGCCCUACUCGCGAGCCUCCUUGAAGGGCUACCAGUGGCUCAAAGACAAGAUCCUGAGCGAGGAGGGCCGGCGCCAGCAGGCCAAGCUGAAGGAGCUGCAGGCCAUCGCCGAGCGCCUGGGCUGCACCCUCCCCCAGUUGGCCAUCGCCUGGUGCCUGCGGAACGAAGGCGUCAGCUCCGUGCUCCUGGGUGCUUCCAACGCAGAGCAGCUCAUGGAGAACAUUGGCGCCAUACAGGUCCUCCCAAAACUGUCCUCUUCCAUCAUCCACGAGAUCGAUAGUAUUUUGGGCAAUAAACCCUACAGCAAAAAGGACUACAGGUCCUAAGUGGCGCCCGCCCGCCUGCUGGACAGUGUCCGUGCCCCUCCUAGUCUCUGUCCACUCGCUUACGCUGUCCUGAAGCCAAGUGCAGAGUGUGGUUUGCAUCCGGAGAAAACACCACGCCACGUCGUCAUCAGGAACCACUCUCCAGAGUCACCGCAGACACCACCACCGCUCCGCCAGCCCGCGUGGGGCCGGUGCCGGGAGACAGCCGAUCCGCGGGCGUCCAGGGCGCCCACCCACACCUGGCGUCUCUGCUCAUCCUCUGAGAAUAAGCCACCCAGUUCUCUCCCAGCCACAGCCCUCACGGACACGCCCCAAGUCAUGGCCAGGCCAAGACCUGCCGGGGUCCUCGGGGCAGGCAAGGCUGGCCUCUCCUCUGCCGAGAGCCCCCACCUGGAAACAGGGGUCUGGCGCUUCCUGGGGCCGCGUCUGCCAGGGUCCUGGCCGUGGGGGCAGGGCAGGGCCACACAACCCCUCACUUUCCAAGGGCUCCUGGUGCUUUCCGCUGGGCCUGACCUCAGAUUCCCCCCUCCUUCCCUGCCGCUAGCAGCUCCACAUAGAGCCGGCCCUCGGCCCCCACCCCACCCUUGCUGGCAGGGGCCAGGGACCCCAGGGUGAUUGGCUUGCAGCACAGGAACCACAACACGUGUGGGGCUCUGGUUUCCAGCCCAGGGCCACAUCGUCUCUCUCCGUCUCCCCACACACCCACGGAGACCCCGCGUGCUUGGGAGGGUCCUCAGAUCCCUUAGCAGGGCCUGGUGGAGUGGGCCCCCAAAGGCCCUGAGGCCGGGCAGUCUUCGCUGGCCUGAGGCUGCUGACCACAUGGUGGGAAGUGGCAGAAGGCAGGGCCCCCACGCGCACAAGGCCGAGUUGCUCGUGGUUGGCGACCACCCUCCGCACACCCCCUACCCCGGGCUCUACUGUGCGCCGGGGUGCUGGGCGUGGGCUCCAGGGAGGACCUCUCGUAAGGGAGGGGCCCUGGGGUCCUCCAUGCUGCUGUACCCCCAGCAGCAGCCCCACAGUGUAGGGAAAGGCCCAGGGAGUCUCCCUGGAGAGAUGCCGGUGCUGGUCACCCCCUGGACACACCUGCACCCCAGCCUAGACAGGAGCGGGGUGGGGGCAGGAAGGGCAGAGUGUGCACCGGAGCUGGGACGGUGGUGCCAGGAAGCCUGCAGACUUGCCCAGCCCUGAGGUCCCGAGUCGUCCCAGCAUUUGCCGCACCCUAAGCUAGCUGUGCCUCCAGCCCUCACGGCACACCCCCGGGCCAGGCACACCUGCUCCGGCCCUCACGGCACACCCCCAGGCCAGGCACACCUGCUCCUGCCCUCACAGCACACCCCCGGGCCAGGCACACCUGCUGCUGCCCUCACGGCACACCCCGGGCCAGGCACACCUGCUCCUGCUUGGCCCUUAGUAGAAGCUGCUGUUCUGAGAAGGCCCCUCCCUGGGCUUGCUGCCUGGCCCCGGCCCUGACUGGGGCCUGGGAACUUGGCCAUCCGGAAGCCAUAAAGAUGGGGGAGGCAGGGGAAGAGAGGGGUAGGGGGACGUGGCUUCCUCCACUCCUUCCACCUGGGGGCCCAUCCGGGAGCCUGGACCCCUCACCCCUCCCCAUGGACCAGGCCCCGGGUCUCCACCGAGACCUGUGACAAGCAUCGCUGGAAGCCACCUGGGGGUGUGGGGAGGGGCAGCAUCCCUCCCAGUGGAGGCCCAGCCUGUGGUGUGGUGGACAGGCAGGCUCGAAGGGCCACAAGGCCCACCCCCGCUGGCAGGGAGCAUGGCUGGGCCUCCACACUGCCAGCCCCUGGUGCCGCCCAUUGGGAGAUGGACCAGGGAAUGCGGUGGUGCCUGGGUCGAGGCCGGGGCUCCCCCAGGGCCACGCCCAGCAAAGCUGAGUUCCCGUUGGAUGCGUGUGGGCCCCUGGAAAGCCACAGCCAUGGUCUAGGCACCCGGGCAGCCACCAGGCCGGCACUUGCACACGCCUCUCUCUUCCACGUCCUCCAUGGCUGGGGCGCUGCUCCCCCCGACCUCACAGCAGGGUGGCUGGGGAGGGACUGAGUGGGCCCAGGAGGGACCGGACCAAGGACAGAUGAGCCAGAAAGGCAGGAGCCGGCUCCAGUUCUCCAAGGGCCGGACACGGGCCUGGGACGCCAGGUCUCCCCUCACAGCCACCCUGUGGCCCUCACCUCGCAGCCCAGCGUGCCCCGGCCAGUCCCCCUCCAGGGGUGCUCCACGUAGGAGGCGGCCGGGCAGGCGGCGAGGCAGUCUCCCACCCUGCUGCCACGCAGAGCCCCCACCAUUGCUCAUCCCGACCCCUUGGUCAGGUCCAAGGUCCCGAGGAAGGGCGGGCGCCCUCCCCCGUCCUCAUCCAGCCGUGUGACUAAUGUGCUCUCUGCCCCCUUUUUUAACGACUGCGGCCCCCAGCUCACUGCACCCCCACUAGGCAGAGACCUCCAGACGCCUCGAGCUUCCACGCGAGACUCAGACGGAGACGCCGCGCCGCGCCGCGCCGGCGGAAUGACACAAUAAACCCAAGCCCGUUGCUCUCUC
Oryctolagus cuniculus (rabbit) is the source of this 4085-nucleotide messenger RNA. The record is from RefSeq and is a predicted model, not a curated record. NCBI's taxonomy places the organism in Eukaryota, Metazoa, Chordata, Mammalia, Lagomorpha, Leporidae.